This is a messenger RNA of Lasiosphaeria miniovina, 627 nucleotides long. RefSeq lists its product as uncharacterized. The transcript is spliced from 3 exons. NCBI's taxonomy places the organism in Eukaryota, Fungi, Ascomycota, Sordariomycetes, Sordariales, Lasiosphaeriaceae. The record is from RefSeq and is a predicted model, not a curated record. Bases 1 to 627 code for a protein of 208 amino acids.
AUGAUUCCGGACCAGGACGGUCUCAGCGUCCUACGGGGUGGCUUGACGACUUUAUUCAAAGUCGCUUACUUUUUUACGGCUGGAGACGCGCAAAACAUACUUGAAGCAUUUGAAGUCAUUCCCACUACGCUCAUCGACGCUAUACAAAGUAGCCAACGGUUUCCUGAUGCUUUCGACCUUCGUGACGCCGUUGCACAGCUGUGUUACACUGUGACCGAGAACCUCGGCAAGUUGAUCCAGGCCUUGCUUCGCAGCCACCCUGAUAAGCACAGAGGCAAGCUCACAUUUCCCAGUGCGCCCCGGCUUACUGUGUCUAACAACGGGCUGAGCAUGACUCUAAAGGGUCUGCUAAAGUUGCUCGACGUGCCGGAGUGCGCCGCCGCCGACACGCUGGCCUCCAUAUCACGGUGUUUUAAGCUCAACGCGGGCAGCAAGAGCAAACACCUCAUGAGAAUGGAGCGCUUCCAGGACUGGCUUGCGGCACUGCCGCGAGACUCGGACCUGGUCUUAAUCGAUGGUCACUACCGUACCGCAGCCGCAGCCGCUAACAAGGUGUCUCUUAUGUCGGCAAUCUGCGCUUCUCUCUUCGAGGAACUGCAACGAUCAUCUAGCGGCGGGAACGGCUAG